AUGGGCAAAGGUAAAGAUUUGAGUGACUUUGACAAAGGGCAGAUCGUGAUGGCCAAACGCCUGGGGGAAAGCAGCUCUAGGAUCUCUGCACUGGUGGGCUGCUCCAGAUCCACUGUGAUUAGCAUCUAUCAGAAGUGGUGCAAAGAAGGGGAGGCUGCCAGCAGGCGCCAGGGUCACGGACGCCCCAGGCUCAUUGACACUCUCGGGGAGCGAAGGCUUGCCCGUCUGGUCGAGUCAGACAGAACUGCCACCGUUGCUCAGAUAGCAGAAAAAGUUAACGCCAUUUCGGACAAAAAGGUCUCCUCUCACACUGUGCACCGCAGCUUGUUGCGCAUGGGUCUACGGCGCAAGAAGGUGAACGAGUCCAUGCUGGCCAAUGUGCGCCGGCAAAAGCGACUGUUGUGGGCGCUGGAACAUGAGGAGUGGGCGGUGGAGCAGUGGAAGCGGGUGGCCUGGUCCCGAGAGGCGCGCUUUAGGUUUCACGAAGUCGGGGGACAAGUGGCAGUGCGUCGUCUGCCUGAGGAUGGAGAUGGAGAUGGAGACGCGUCAUACCAGAGCAGCGGCUACACAGUGACACUUUGGGGGAUGUUUUGCUGGGAGACUUUAGGCCCUGUUAUCCACGUGGACGACUUUCUAACCCCAAACACGUACACCAGCAUCCUCGCAGACCACGUCCACCCUUUCAUGAACUCCGUAUUCCCUGAAGGCUCUGGGUUCUUCCAGCAGGACAGCUCUUCCUCCUCCUCUGACAGUGUGCAGGAGUGGUUUGAGGAGCACGAUGAUGAGUUCAAGGAGCUGCCCUGGCCUCCGGAUUCCGCAGAACUCAAUCCCAUGGAGCAGCUGUGGGACGUGCUGGACCAACAGAUCAGGUCGAUGCACGCUUCGCCCCUCACCAGUCUGGAGGAGCUCAAGAACUUACUGCAGGCGUCGUGGACUCAAAUCCCCCAGGACACUUUCAGGGGUCUCGUAGAGUCCAUGCCACAUCGAGUGAAAGCAGUUUUACAGUCACGUGGAGGCCCUUUAAAUUAUGUGCCCGGGGGUCUUAGUAUAAUGGCUGAUGGAAGUUCAACCCCGCUUUAA
Molecule: messenger RNA, 1080 nt
Organism: Knipowitschia caucasica
Lineage: Eukaryota; Metazoa; Chordata; Actinopteri; Gobiiformes; Gobiidae
Source: the annotation of a GenBank genome assembly